GACCGCCACCAUCGCCGCGAAGAUUUCCGCCGCGACGAACGACGCCACGACGACCGCCAGCAUCGACGGGAAUAACCCCGCUGAGAUGGCCGACGCGCUUCUCGCGAACUCCAGGAACACCGUGACAACGCAGGAUUCAGCUGUCAAGGCCCCGCAG
Molecule: messenger RNA, 157 nt
Organism: Prorocentrum cordatum
Lineage: Eukaryota; Dinophyceae; Prorocentrales; Prorocentraceae
Source: the annotation of a GenBank genome assembly